UUUCACCGAAAUUAUACAAUUUAUUUCGUGUGAAUUCUGGUGGUAGCAACAAGAUGGCUGCCGGGCAGCUCACCACACCAGUUGAUAGCAGCCACAACAACAAUGUCACUGCUCAGUUUGAAAUCUUUCCCCAGUUUGUGCUCAGUUAUGAGUCUGUGUUGUUGUGUAGCCUUAUUCAAGAUGAGUGUAAAGGGCCAUCAAGUUCAAGAGAAAACAGUGGUGAUAAAAGAUUCCAUAAGGGAAUUACAUUGAACAUUAAACUUGAUCCCACAACCUCACCUCACCACCUCCUGCAGUACUCAACAUUGUUUCUGAUUCCAGAGUGGGCCUAUCUGAACACCCCAUCGGCUGCUGAGCCGGUGGGUACCCCGCAGGGAUCAAUAUAUGCAUUGAUGUCGGUGAUUCAACAUGAUUGAGACGGCAGGUCCACCUCGUGAGCUAGACCCCAGACUCGCCAUGUGUCUGGCUACAACCGACCACAACAGCAGUCGUCAGUUGU
This is a messenger RNA of Homarus americanus (American lobster), 499 nucleotides long. RefSeq lists its product as uncharacterized. NCBI's taxonomy places the organism in Eukaryota, Metazoa, Arthropoda, Malacostraca, Decapoda, Nephropidae. Bases 54 to 416 code for a protein of 120 amino acids. The record is from RefSeq and is a predicted model, not a curated record. The transcript has 2 exons.